Telopea speciosissima is the source of this 1174-nucleotide messenger RNA. Its product is annotated as phosphoglycerate mutase-like protein 4. NCBI's taxonomy places the organism in Eukaryota, Viridiplantae, Streptophyta, Magnoliopsida, Proteales, Proteaceae. Gene Ontology annotation, cellular component: cytosol; cytoplasm. The coding region runs from base 52 to 759 and encodes 235 amino acids. The record is from RefSeq and is a predicted model, not a curated record. The transcript is spliced from 7 exons. Gene Ontology annotation, molecular function: phosphatase activity.
UUGUCUCUUGUCUCUUGUCUCGUCUCCCAUCUCGCGACUUACUUCUCCAAAAUGGCCGACUCCGUUGCUGAGGAUUCUAGUACUGGUUCUGUCGCUCCUGAUUAUGCCGAGAUUAUUGUGGUGCGGCACGGAGAAACGUCUUGGAAUGCUGAUAGAAGAAUUCAGGGACACCUCGAUGUUGAACUAAAUGAUGUUGGGAGACAGCAAGCAGCCGCAGUUGCUGAUCGACUUUCUAAGGAAUCUAAAAUCUCUGCUGUGUAUUCAUCUGAUUUGAAGAGAGCACUUGAAACUGCACAGAUAAUUGCAAGCCACUGUGGUCCUCUGGAGGUUAUAGAAGAUUGUGAGCUGAGGGAAAGGCAUCUUGGGGAUCUUCAAGGUUUAGUGUUGCGUGAAGCAGCCAAAGUUAAGCCUAAGGCUUAUCAAGCAUUUGUAUCUGCUCAAACAGACCAAGAAAUACCUGGUGGUGGAGAAAGUCUAGAUCAACUUCGUCAGCGAUCCGCAUCUGCAUUGCAAAGAAUUGGUAGGAAACAUAAAGGAGAGAGAGUGGUCGUAGUCACUCAUGGGGGUUUUAUAAGAACACUCUACAAGCGAGCGGUGCCAAAGGGAAAAUCUGCCGGAAAGAUACUGAAUACUUCUGUUAACAUAUUUCACUUGUCUGAUGGUGAGGAUUGGCACAUAAAAACAUGGGGCGAUGUGAGCCAUCUCAGCAAAACUGAGUUUCUUGAGACGGCCUUCGGAGGUGACAAGCUUUCAGGCUAAUAAAUAAUAUUAUGAAUUCUCUCCUGUCUGCAACCAUUUGAUUUGAAGUGGUCCAAAAGUCAUUUUAUUGUGCUUUUGUAGAAUGGCCAACAGGCAGUUUUAUUUGAUUUUGAUUAUUUACUAAUUGGCAGUUGCAGAAAUUAUAUUACCAUUUUUACAGUCUAUCAUCUCUAUAAUAUCUGGUAAAAUGUUUAGAUUCCUACUUUUUUCUACACAAAUGUACUACUGUUGGAACAUGCUUCCAGUAAAAAAUAACAUUAUGGAAAGGGAAGUUAGGUUUGUUUACUUGUGCCAAACCCUUCAAGAAUGCAGUGGUUUGUUGAGUGUCCUUUGGCUCGUCUUGCUUUGUUCUCUCUCUGUACUCCUCAUAACUGGAUGUAUCUUCUGGAAACAUCCUAAAAUAGGUGUCUUCAUG